AUGGGAGGGGCAGCAUCAUCCACCGCCAACUUCCAGCCAGUCUUCCGGGAGAAGGACGAUGGCAAGCGGACCACGGAGGUUCACCAGUUCCGUGCGCAUGGUGACACUUCGAUCCAGGCUGUGUACACGAACGAGAUGAGCACCGUCGAAAGCAUCCUCGACAUGUACCUGGAGUGGCUCAAGGAUGAGAGGUACCGGUUUGUCGGCCUCGAUCUUGAGUAUGACUUCUGGCAGGAAAAAAUUGCGGUCAUGCAGAUAGCUUUGAGGGAGCACGUUCUCGUCUUCCACUUGAUCAGGUGCCAGGACAAUAUAUACCCGCUAAGGCAAUUCCUGAAGAAUAAGGAUGUCACAUUUGUAGGUGUGGACAUAAGGACUGACCACAAGUUGCUUUACAAGCAAUGGCUGUAUAUUCCACCUGGAAAGCAUCUGGACCUCCAGGAUAUAUUGAAAAUACCAGGUUAUGGUAACGGGGCUGGCAUGGCUACUAUGGCUUCCGAGCUCAUCCACCCCAAGUACAUCGGCAUGAAGGACAAGUUUGUGACGGACUACGACAAAUUCGAAGGCCAUAAUUACCGGGAAUGGAAGCCUCUAUCCGAUAUGAACCUGGAGUAUGCUUCCAUUGAUGGUUAUGUCGCCUAUGAACUCGCCCGCAUUGUGACUAUAGUGAACUAG
Molecule: messenger RNA, 672 nt
Organism: Lolium perenne
Lineage: Eukaryota; Viridiplantae; Streptophyta; Magnoliopsida; Poales; Poaceae
Biological process (GO): nucleobase-containing compound metabolic process
Cellular component (GO): nucleus; cytoplasm
Molecular function (GO): nucleic acid binding; 3'-5' exonuclease activity
Source: RefSeq, a predicted model, not a curated record